Molecule: messenger RNA, 1341 nt
Organism: Xiphophorus hellerii (green swordtail)
Lineage: Eukaryota; Metazoa; Chordata; Actinopteri; Cyprinodontiformes; Poeciliidae
Gene: tyw5
Product: tRNA-yW synthesizing protein 5
Exons: 7
Coding region: 48-1133 (361 amino acids)
Biological process (GO): wybutosine biosynthetic process
Molecular function (GO): tRNA binding
Source: RefSeq, a predicted model, not a curated record
UCCCGUAACUUCCGUGAAUAGAUAAAUAGAGUCCUAAAUUACUUUAAAUGGAGCUCCAGGAAAGAGUAGCGGUUCCGAUUUUCACUGAAGUGGACCGGGAUGUGUUUCUGAACGAGGUUUAUCCCGGGCGCAGCCCGGCGGUCCUGCGGGGCGUGGAUCUGGGCCCGUGUGUGGACAGGUGGACGGUUGAAUACCUGGCGAUGAAAGGAGGUCAGAGGGAGGUGAAGAUCCACGUCUCCUCCGUACCUCAGAUGGAUUUUCUUCAUAAAAACUUCAUCUACAGGACUCUGCCGUUUGAUGAGUUCGUCAAAAAAGCAGCUGAGACCAAACACUCUGACUUCUUCCUGGCUGAGGUAGGAUCGGAUCAGCUGGAUUUACUGCGGAUCGUUUUCCUUCACUGGGAUAAACUCCUGGCUUUGGGGUUUCAGGAGGAGAGCUACUACCUGCGCUCACUGGGAGAGGACGUCCGGAAGGAACCCGCUGACCUGAGCAGACAAUUCCCGGACCUGGCUGAGGACUUUCACACGCCGCGGUACUUUGAGCCGGACCGGUUCUUCUCCAGUGUUUUCCGGAUCAGCUCCUGUGGUCUGCAGCUGUGGACCCACUAUGACGUGAUGGACAACCUGCUGGCUCAGGUCACAGGAAGGAAGAGGGUCGCCCUCUACAGGCCCCAGGAUGCAUUGCACCUCUACCUCAACGGUGACAAAUCAGAGGUUCUGGACAUCGAUGCUCCAGAUCUGAAACGGUUUCCUGAGUUCAUAAAAGCCAAGAGAUACGACUGCGUUCUGGAGCCUGGAGAUCUGCUUUUCAUUCCUGCGCUGUGGUUCCAUAACACCCUCGCUCUGCACUUUGGAGUCGGCGUUAACGUCUUCUGGCGCCACCUGCCUGCAGACGCGUACGACAAGAAGGACCCGUACGGCAACAAAGACCCGGUGGCCGCUGCUCGGGCGCUGCAGACUCUGGAGAGGGCGCUGCACGCUCUGGACGAGCUUCCGGCGGAGUACCGGGACUUCUACGGCCGGCGGAUGGUCCAACGCAUCCAGAACCGGACUUACUGCCACAAUCCAGAGUCAGAAACUACAUUACCCAGAAGUCUGUCCCACAAACCUGGACGAGUGUCUAAAGAUCUAUGAAGCAACGGAAACAGAGAACAUCAGUUAUUUCUUUGUAUAAAUGUUGGUAAAGUUUCACUUCUUGGUUUAAUUUAUUCAGAAUAAACAAAUUUGUCUGGAAAAAAGACAAAAACAUCAAGAAAUAAGAAAUUGUUUUACUUCUGUCUCUUCUUGAAAGUUCUCUAAAUAGCUGUUGGACCAGAGAAUUAAAACAUUUUCAUCAGAUCAA